AUGCGGAAUUUUCACUUUUCUCAGGGGUCCAUUCGCUGUUUAGCCUUGGGUUCGGACUUUCUGUGUUGCGGCGGAUCGGACGAAACUGUGCAGGUCUACGGCCUGCGUCAUCGCAAGAAGCAUGGCGACCUGUUGUUGUCAGGUGGCUGUAUUACGGCGUUGGGUGCCAAGGGCAGCAUAGCGAACGGCCUGCUGCUGGUAGGCGACGAACACGGCUCACUACAGCUUUUCGACGUCCUCAAGCUCGAACUUAAGAAGCAACUCAAGGGGCACAAGGGUGCGGUAACAGCGAUAUCUGUGCACCCCAACGGAGAGCUUGCUUUAUCGGUAUCUGAGGAUGCGACCUUGCGGCUGUGGGACUUGAACACCUGCCUCUGCGUCUUCUUCUCACGCCUAAAUGAGCCGGCGAUCGGAGUGCAGUGGCACCCCGAUGGUGAGGACUACUUUAUCCUCUCUGAAUCGCAAUUGUUAAAGCUCUCGUUGAGUGAGGGGGCUAAGCCGUCGAUACACAAGGCGGACAAGACCAAGUACUGCUGCGCGUCGUGGAUAGGUGAUUCCAUCGCAGUGGGUUGCCGUUCUGGCGCCGUGGUUAUCUAUCCGCCUGGAGCGGAGUCUGGCACUGACAUUAGCGGUGUCCACAGUAAGCGUAUCAAGGCGAUCACGUCACUGUCUGGUCGAAUUGUGACUGCAGACUCUGACGGCACCGUCCUGUGUUCUUCCGUCGUCUCUGAUAACAGUGAACCACCGAAGUUGGUUGAGAUGUGGCGUUUCAACGUCGAAAUGCGUGUCAACUGUUUGACGUGUUCUACCGUCGUCGAGUGA
Messenger RNA from Babesia ovata, 822 nucleotides. Its product is annotated as p21-activated kinase-interacting 1, putative. NCBI's taxonomy places the organism in Eukaryota, Apicomplexa, Aconoidasida, Piroplasmida, Babesiidae. The coding region runs from base 1 to 822 and encodes 273 amino acids. The transcript is spliced from 2 exons. The record is from RefSeq and is a predicted model, not a curated record. Gene Ontology annotation, molecular function: protein binding.